Thermothelomyces thermophilus ATCC 42464 is the source of this 1701-nucleotide messenger RNA. RefSeq lists its product as uncharacterized. The coding region runs from base 215 to 1603 and encodes 462 amino acids. The record is from RefSeq and is a predicted model, not a curated record. Gene Ontology annotation, biological process: dolichol-linked oligosaccharide biosynthetic process; protein N-linked glycosylation. Gene Ontology annotation, cellular component: membrane. Lineage: Eukaryota; Fungi; Ascomycota; Sordariomycetes; Sordariales; Chaetomiaceae. The transcript has 2 exons. Gene Ontology annotation, molecular function: UDP-N-acetylglucosamine-dolichyl-phosphate N-acetylglucosaminephosphotransferase activity.
CGCCAUUUCGUCAUCCGGAAAUGUGUCUUUAACUUCCGAGCCGAUCAAUGAAUUCUAAAGAAGCGCCCUCGAGGCUCCUGCACUUCUUCCUUCACAACAGCCCGGGCAGCGCGAAGUCGCGCACCCCGUGCCAAAAUAUCUCGAUCCGGCUCAGCGGACUCGAGGACAGGACCCCAGGGAUGCCGGCCCGGCCGACAAUGACCGUCGACCGACCAUGAAUUCGUCACUGUCCCGCGCCGAGACUCUCGGUCUCGUGUCCCUCACGGCCGCCUGCGUCGCCAUCCUCGCCAACGCUUUCCAGGGCGAUGACAAGCCGCUCAUGGUGUCGCUGGCCCUGAGCGGGCUGGCCUUCAGCGCCACCUUUGCCCUGAUCCGCCGGCUCGGCCCGACCUUCAUCAAGGCCGGUUUCAAGGGCGUCGACAUGAGCAAGCACAACCGCAAGGAGCUGCCCGAGUGCAUGGGUGCCGUGUGCGCCGCCGUCUACCUCUUUGCCAUGAUUGUGUUUGUUCCCUUUGCCUUCUACAAGGACGUCGUCGCGGCUACGAGUGGAGGCGGCAAUCGGGACGUUGUGCUGCAGGUCGAACAUGUGCAGCAGGGCCGCUUCCUGCAUCGGUUCCCGCACAGCAAGCUCUCGUCCUACCUAUCAGCCAUCGUCUCGCUGCACACCAUCGCCUCCCUGGGGCUCGCCGACGACCUCUUCGACAUCCGCUGGCGGCACAAGUUCUUCAUCCCCGCCUUCGCCGCCAUCCCCCUCCUCGUGGUCUACCGGGUCGACUUUGGCGUGACCUCCAUCGUCGUCCCGAUCCAGCUGCAGCCCUACCUCGGCCAGCUCGUCGACCUGGGCGCGCUCUACUACGUCUACAUGGCCGCCGUGGCCAUCUUCAGCCCCAACAGCAUCAACAUCCUCGCCGGCAUCAACGGCAUCGAGGUGGCCCAGUCCGUCGUCAUCGGCGCCCUGAUCGCCCUCAACGACGCCCUCUACCUGCUCACCCCUUACCCGCACCCGGCCACCGACUCGCACCUCUUCUCGCUCUCCUUCCUCCUCCCCUUCCUCGCCGUCUCGCUGGCCCUGCUCUACCACAACUGGUACCCGGCCCGCGUCUUCGUCGGCGACACGUACUGCUACUUUGCCGGCAUGGUGUUCGUCGUCGUCAGCAUCCUGGGCCACUUCAGCAAGACGCUGGUGCUGCUGCUGCUCCCCCAGAUCUUCAACUUUGUCUACUCCACCCCGCAGCUCUUCGGCCUCGUCCCCUGCCCGCGCCACCGCCUGCCCCGCUUCAACGCCCGCACCGGCCUGCUCGAGCCGAGCGUCACGGCCUGGUCCGAGGCGCGCCAGCCGCGGUUCAAGCUUGUCGAUUGGGGGCUGAGGCUGCUGGGGCGGUUGGGCCUCUUGAAGGUGGUGGUGGAUGAGGAGGGAAGGCUGGUCGAGACGAGCAACUUCACCUUGUUGAACCUGUGGUUGGUGUGGAGGGGCCCGCUGCGGGAGGACCGGCUGGCGGCCGAGAUCACGGCGGCCCAGGCGGCGCUAGGCUUGUUUGGGUUGUUUGUGAGGCAUUCAUUGGCGAGGCUGGUAUUUAAAGAGGAUAACUGGAGCAUACACUAGCCGACAGGCACGCGAUAUAUCGAGUCUUUUUUUUCUUUUCUUUUUUUUGGAUCUGCGAGGGCUAUAGAAAGGCUUUAGACCAUAGUAGUAAAAAUUUU